Leguminivora glycinivorella is the source of this 1589-nucleotide messenger RNA. RefSeq lists its product as uncharacterized. Bases 281 to 601 code for a protein of 106 amino acids. The record is from RefSeq and is a predicted model, not a curated record. The transcript is spliced from 3 exons. NCBI's taxonomy places the organism in Eukaryota, Metazoa, Arthropoda, Insecta, Lepidoptera, Tortricidae.
UCCAGUGCGUGUCCCGCUGUAACCUUUACCAUACACACUAUACAGACCGCUUGCGACUCGAGCAGUACGAUACGAUCUCGCCUUUAUCUAAUCUUCCCACAAAUGUAUUAAUUACCUUAGAUCUUAUAAUUGAAUAGUGAAGAUAGAUAAACUAGUGAUAAAAUAAAUCAAUAACAACUUAUCGGAAUUUGUACCUAACGGUGUUUGUACCUAAGUAAUAUGGAAAAUUAGAGGAUUAUUUAGGUAAAAAACAUUGUUUAAGGUCAUGUAAAUAUUUUUAAUGAAUUUAACUACCAUGUGGCGGGCUAUACUAAAUUCUUGUGCAAUUAUUUUCAUUUUGACGAGUCAUCUCGACACAGCUCCAGUUUACCCACAUUCGGCGCGUGGGCCGCGGUACACAGUGAGUAAUGGGCACGAGACGCCGAAACCGUUCGUGGAGGUGCGGAACGGGACGUUCCACGGGACCGGGCCCCGCGAGGAGGCGCGCGCCAUGUGCUCCGUGAAGACUCUGGAGGUGAACGCCACCGCCAACGCUACUAUUACUAGAGGCUGCAUGGAGUUGUUACUUCAAGAGAGCUACACAGCGCGAUCCAGCGGCUAGAGUUGAUCAUAUACGGGCAGAUGCACCAGCUGUGGCAGAGCCUGGACGCGUUGCGCGCACAGGUGGGCGCGCGCGCACCGCUCCCGGACCGACGGAGCGUCGUGUUCCGGUUGCAGCCAGAAGGGUAGCCCGCCAUUGGUGCAAUGAUACACUGUGUCAUAGACACGCGAUGGUGACUGACGCCACCGCCUUAUGUUGCCAGAGAUGUACAGUCGACCAAAAAUGUGGUUUACCACCCUACGGUUGAAGUUCGUUUGAACGCCAUGAGACAAGAAGGGCGAUUUCUGCUUGCAAUAAUAUUAUGUCAGUGACAAUUGCUCUGUCUAUAUUUGAUAUUUACGUCAUGCCAUGUGUCAAGUUAACCUUAGCGAUCGUUAGAGCUCACAGAAACUUUUGUCAAAACUGGUAGACCACUUCCUUGGCCCACUGUACCUGUCUGUAUUACCCGUUUGAACGUAGGACUAUAUAUUGUGUGUGAUUCAUCAAAUCAUCAUCGUGGUAUGUCAAAAUGCAUAAAGAUUAAUAUUGAGCUGUAAGCGCGCAUCACUACGCAGUCAAAGGGUUAAUUUAAGUGAACUUUCUAUCGUGAAAUGUAGAUAACACUUCGUGUGUCUUCGGUUCGUUCACAGCUAAUCGUUUAGGUAAUCAAAUGGUUAUCAUAUUAAUGCAAAGGAAACUAAUACGUAAUAUUGAUCUAACAAAUGAUAGAGUUCAAUAUUGCAUUAUUUUUAACGCUUCGCCUGUGUGAAAGUCCUCAAGUUAAACAAAAUAAAUACUAAUGGAUAUCAAGAGAUGAAUAUAACACUUAAUUCGUGGUACUAGUUCAUUAACGAAAUGGUGCAUUUCUUAUAGCGAAGAAAUAUAACAUCUUCGCAAUAAGAAAUGUAUACAUGCUAUAGAUAUGCAAAAUCUCUCCUUCAAAGUAACCUACUUGGACCAGUAUGUUACUAUGUUAUGUGUAUAUUUUCCGUAAUUGGACGUAGUUACG